AUGAGAGAAAAAGAGGAAUUGGAGAAAGAACUUAACGAAAUAAAUGAUGAUAAUCAAGAUUUAAAGGAUAAAAAAAGAAGAUCGAUAGAUAAAAUAAAAGAAAAUGCUCGUGAAAUAACAAAGAAAUUUCUACAAGAAAGAGGAAUGAAAUGGAUAGAAAUGAGUGAAGUGCAAGCUACAAUAAUUGUUUCCGCAUUAGUUGCUGAAAGAGGUAAAAAAGAACUGGAAAAAUUAGUUAGCAAUGCAAAAAACAAACUAGGUGAAGAAUCAGAGUUUAUUCUGAAAAUAUUACUAAAAGUCCAGAUGGACAUUAUUAAAUCAGCCGAUAAUUCCUUGAAAAAGAGUCUAGAAAACUUGCAGGAUUCCUUAAGCAAAAAACUAAACAAAAAAGAAAUAGAAGAGAUUUGCCAAAAACAAAAGGAAGUAGUACAGUUAGAGGAAGUUAUAAAAACGCUAGGAAAGGAAGAAGAAUUAGUUACACAAGUUGAAAAUUUAGUAGAAUUGGAAGAAUUAGGAAGAAUAAAAAAGCCUAUAGAAGAUAUCGAAAUUUUGUCAAACCUUAAAAAAAUUCUAAACGCCGUUUUAGAAGUAAGCAAAGAAAAUACUGAAUUAAAAGAACAAUUGUUAGAACUAAGAGCAGAAAUUAAUGAACUCCUCGCUGAUGAGCGAAUUAUAAGAAUAAAAAUAAUAAAAAAAACGGCUAAUUUUUUGAACACGAAGAGAACUCUUAUAACCAUUCGUCAAGGAACUAUUACAAGACUAAAAGACUGUUGUAAUGAACUAGAGACUUACAUCAACGAAAGAUAUUCCAAGUUUAGUGAAGCAGGUAAUAUGAUUAGUGCUAUAGGAACAGCACUUAGCAUUAGCCCUGCUGAAGCGGGGAAUCCUGUCAAAGCAGCAGGAGAAAUAAUUAUUUCUAUAAAUAAUUCCUAUAAAAGAAAUUUCUCUGCUAAAUGCAGUGAAGAAUUUCAAGAGCAUCUAGAAAAUGACAAAGACAGUUUACUUUGCUUUAAUAAGUCAUUCGGCUAUUUGAUUAGUACUAUUCAGGAAAGCAAAGAACAAGAAAUAAUCUCCGCUAUUGUUAGUAUUCUGAAAUUGGAGGAUAAACUGGAGAGUACAGAAAUAAAGUCGCUUAGUGCUGAUUACGAAGUUUUUGAUGUUACUAAUAAUAUUUGA
This is a messenger RNA of Ambispora gerdemannii, 1176 nucleotides long. The record is from the annotation of a GenBank genome assembly. Lineage: Eukaryota; Fungi; Glomeromycota; Glomeromycetes; Archaeosporales; Ambisporaceae.